AUGGUCAAGGACACUAAGCUCUAUGACACCCUCGGGGUUCCCGAGACGGCCUCUGAGGCUCAACUGAAGUCGGCCUACAAGAAGGGUGCCCUCAAGUACCACCCAGACAAGAACGCCAACAACCCGGAAGCCGCCGAGAAAUUCAAGGAAAUGUCCCACGCUUACGAGGUUCUCUCCGACCCCCAGAAGCGUCAGAUCUACGAUCAGUAUGGUGAGGAGGGUCUGGAAGGCGGUGCCGGUGGUGGCAUGGGUGCUGAGGAUCUCUUCGCUCAGUUCUUCGGUGGUGGCGGUGGUUUCGGCGGUAUGUUCGGUGGGGGCAUGCGGGAUCAGGGCCCCAAGAAGGCUCGCACCAUCCAUCACGUUCACAAGGUCAACCUGGAGGAUAUCUACCGCGGCAAGGUCUCGAAGUUGGCGCUGCAGAAGUCCGUCAUUUGCGCUGGCUGCGAUGGCCGUGGUGGUAAGGAAGGUGCCGUCAAGUCCUGCACGGGCUGCAAUGGUUCCGGUAUGAAGACGAUGAUGCGCCAGAUGGGACCCAUGAUCCAGCGAUUCCAGACUGUCUGCCCCGACUGCAACGGAGAAGGAGAGAUCAUCCGCGAGAAGGACCGCUGCAAGCGCUGCAACGGCAAGAAGACCAUUGUUGAGCGCAAGGUCCUCCACGUCCAUGUCGACAAGGGUGUGAAGAACGGCCACAAGAUCGAGUUCCGCGGUGAGGGAGACCAGAUGCCUGGUGUACUCCCUGGCGAUGUGGUAUUUGAGAUUGAGCAGAAGCCUCAUCCCCGAUUCCAGCGCAAGGACGACGAUCUGUUCUACCAUGCUGAAAUUGAUCUCCUUACCGCUCUCGCCGGUGGAUCCAUCAACAUUGAGCAUCUCGAUGAGCGGUGGUUGACCGUCAACAUCGCCGCUGGCGAGGUUAUCACUCCUGGUGCGAUCAAGGUGAUCAAGGGCCAGGGUAUGCCAUCUUUCCGUCACCACGACUUCGGCAACCUGUACAUCCAAUUCGACGUCAAGUUCCCCGAGAAGGACCAGCUCCAGAACCUCGACCUUCUGGAGAAGGUUCUGCCUCCUCGCAUGGAGCAGCCCCAGGCCCCCGCUGAUUCGAUGGUUGAAGACUUCAAGUUGGAGGACAUCGACGCCAGCGAAGGCUCGCAAAGACGGGCCCACGGUGCUGCCGGCAGCAUGGAUGAGGAUGAUGAAGACGUUCCUCCUGGUGGUGAGAGAGUGCAGUGUGCUUCUCAGUAA
Aspergillus clavatus NRRL 1 is the source of this 1239-nucleotide messenger RNA. Its product is annotated as type I HSP40 co-chaperone YDJ1. The transcript has 4 exons. NCBI's taxonomy places the organism in Eukaryota, Fungi, Ascomycota, Eurotiomycetes, Eurotiales, Aspergillaceae. Gene Ontology annotation, cellular component: cytosol; cytoplasm; nucleus. Gene Ontology annotation, biological process: response to heat; protein refolding. Bases 1 to 1239 code for a protein of 412 amino acids. Gene Ontology annotation, molecular function: Hsp70 protein binding; ATP binding. The record is from RefSeq and is a predicted model, not a curated record.